Molecule: messenger RNA, 681 nt
Organism: Klebsormidium nitens
Lineage: Eukaryota; Viridiplantae; Streptophyta; Klebsormidiophyceae; Klebsormidiales; Klebsormidiaceae
Source: the annotation of a GenBank genome assembly
AUGCUCUCCAAGCAGCUAGAUGCCAUAAGCAAGCAGCUUGGCAGCCUCGCGCAUGACAUGGGCGACUAUGCUCAAGAUAACAUGUUGGCUUACAUAUCGGACGAUAGCAUCUUUGGGCAAAGGGGUGCGCUGCCUCAUGCGGUGCGCUCAGCGCAAUUUUUAGUCAGCUUCAUUACAGGAUCGGCGCCCUCGAGUAACGAGACACGCGCAGUUGCAGCGGCACUGCUGCCAGCACAUCACACGUUUCACAAGCUGGUGCUCUGUACCGGGAUUUGCAUUACGUUUGAGUUCCUCCGAGCAAUCAACAACCUUGGUGACAGUUUGGGAAAACGACUCAUCGAGAACGGGCGGAAGAUCUACAAGGUUGGGGAGACCAAGUCCUCAACAUCAGGUCUCCUCAAGGCGAAGAAGCAAGGGGUGGUUUGGGGGGCUACCCUGGUUUGGGGAGAAAGAGUACUCAGAGGGCAAGUGACGUCGAAGCAUAAACCAGAGCUUGACGUUAGAUGCUAUGUCUUCCUCCCCGCCACCGUCGAUGUGGAAUCGUUAAGAAGGUUAAGGAGCCAAGAUGUCGAAGUGGAGUGGGUUAGCAAAGAUGGCGCGACUGUAAAGGAGCAAGUGUCAGUGGUGUUCAAGCUAGGGGUGGCCAACCGCCUCAAAGGUAUCAUCUUCCCAUUUGAGUAG